GUUAUAAGUUACUAUGUCAAUUUAAGCACAGCUGUUUUUCCUCAGAGGGAUGUAUGUAUGCCGUACGCUGAGCUACAAAGGGGCAGAGUUUGAAACUGUUGAAGUACCAUUAGAUGCCAAAAUGAUGGAUAUGUAUAAUAAAGCAGCAGAAUUUUGGGCUGAGUUGAGAGUGGAAUUGCUAUCAGCAAGUGAAUUUCUCAUUGACAAGAAACCCAAUCCUCUUUGGAGAUUAUACUGGGCAAGCCAUCAGCGUUUCUUUAAACACAUGUGUAUGUCAGCUAAGGUGUCUGCAAUUGUAAGACUUGCUAAACAAGCAUUGAUGGAGAACAAGUGUGUGGUUAUUGGCAUACAGAGUACUGGAGAGGCACGAACUGAGGAAGCUGUGGCAAAAUAUGGUCUUGACCUUGAUGGCUUUAUUUCGGGACCUCGGGAGCUAUUGUUAAAAUUUGUUGAAGAAUAUUUUCCUUUGCCUGUAAAGCCUCAACCACCCCUAGAGGAAAGUGAAAGUAUAAAGAAGCUUCAUCGAAAAAGACACUCAGAAACACCUGAUGUUUCAGUUAAUGAGAGAGUUAGGAAAGUUGCAAAAUGCAAAGUAUCGAGUGAUGUUGAAAGUGACGAAGAAUCUGAAUGUAAGUUUCUUGAAACCUGGAUGUGGACGGGUCUUUUAAAAUAG
This is a messenger RNA of Camellia sinensis, 673 nucleotides long. The record is from RefSeq and is a predicted model, not a curated record. Lineage: Eukaryota; Viridiplantae; Streptophyta; Magnoliopsida; Ericales; Theaceae.